Messenger RNA from Spea bombifrons (plains spadefoot toad), 1299 nucleotides. It is a transcript of the gene PXDC1, whose product is annotated as PX domain containing 1. Gene Ontology annotation, molecular function: phosphatidylinositol binding. Bases 456 to 1151 code for a protein of 231 amino acids. The record is from RefSeq and is a predicted model, not a curated record. NCBI's taxonomy places the organism in Eukaryota, Metazoa, Chordata, Amphibia, Anura, Pelobatidae. The transcript has 5 exons.
GUAGACUGUAUUUAAAUUGGAAUGGACAUUAUAGAUGGCAAUUCAGCUGAGAUGCGUUUAGUGCCCCGCUGUAGAAUAAACAUAAACUUGGGGCACCAAGAGCUCGGAAUGUCCUUGUUUGUUGACCCCAGAAGUCUGCAAGUUUCCAGACAUUGAGUAGCAGAGGGUGACCAGAUCUUCUCCGGUGUCACCCCUGGCGCUGAUAGCGAUGAUUGUUCUCUGGCUCCGGAUCUAGUUACUCUACAAUCAGAUAAAGCGUUGGAAGCGUGUGUGGAAUUUGGCAACAGUGUCAUCUGCGUUUGUCUGCAAAUUGGUCCCAUCGGGGCGCCGCAUCUGUAAAGGAGUCGCAUUUUAGGACUGAGAAGAGGUGCCACGCAUUACAGGGAGUUUCGGGAGGCUGAUCCCUCUGUGCCUGCUUUUGGGAUGAGGGUGGCAGGGUGUGGCAAAGGCUAAGGAUGGCAUCAGCUGUGUUUGAGGGCACCUCCCUGGUGAACAUGUAUGUGAAGGACUGCUGGGUUAACGGAAUUAGGAGACUCAUCAUCAACCGGAGAGGAGACGAGGAGGAGUUUUUUGAGAUCAGGACUGAGUGGUCAGACAGGAAUAUUUUAUAUUUACACAGGAGUUACUCGGACCUUGGGAGGCUCUUUAAGAGGCUGCUGGAGUCCUUCCCUGAAGAUCGUGGAGAACUGUCACAAUCAUCUCUGCUCAAAGGGCUUAUAACAAUUAAAGACGCUCAUGAAAUUGAAGCAAGACUUAAUGAAGUAGAGAAACUGUUGAAGACCAUCAUAAACAUGCCUUGCAAGUAUUCAAGAUCUGAAGUAGUUCUCACAUUUUUCGAGCGGUCUCCACUGGACCAAGUCUUAAAAAAUGAUAAUGUACACAAGAUUCAACCAAACUUCCAAAGUCCCAUUAAAAUAUCUGAAAUCAUGCGUUCCAAUGGUUUUUGUUUAGCCAAUACUGAAACAAUAGUCAUAGACCACAGCCUUCCACAUGUAAAAGACCCGGAUUUGGAUGUCGAUUCCACAGAUCACUUAUUUGGAAACGGAACUGAAUUCUCCACAGAGCCAGACAACGCAGAUGACCCGUCGGCAUAUGUUACAAAUUUGUCCUACUAUCAUUUGGUUCCAUUUGAAACAGAUAUCUUAGACUGAAUUGACGGAAUGCAUAAUAAUUUGCCUUUUAAGUGAAGCCUCCUUCUGAGUGCUGCUGUCUUUUGUGGCCUUUCCAAUUGAACAUACGCGUAUUUGCAACUCACACAAUCAUGGUGCAGGUGCUUUACAAUGGACUCGAUAAUACAUA